Rosa rugosa (rugosa rose) is the source of this 2466-nucleotide messenger RNA. RefSeq lists its product as uncharacterized. NCBI's taxonomy places the organism in Eukaryota, Viridiplantae, Streptophyta, Magnoliopsida, Rosales, Rosaceae. The record is from RefSeq and is a predicted model, not a curated record. The transcript is spliced from 2 exons. The coding region runs from base 1032 to 2156 and encodes 374 amino acids.
UAAAAUAUUGUUGAAGGAUAUCGACAUAAUGUGUGCCUCUACAAACUAGGGUUUGUUGUAGAGUUGUAAUAGGAGUAGUUAUAGAUUCCCUAAUUAUGUUUGGACUCUAUUACCUUUACGGUACUUUGUAAUUCCCUAUAUAUAGGGCUCCUAUUAUCAAUAAUACACACAACUAUUUCUACACAAUUCUAUUAUCCUACAACACGUUAUCAGCACGAGUUCUAACCCUAGCUUCAGAAAAAGAAAAGAAAAAAACCUAGAACUUCCUCUCUGCCGCCAACCCAAAACAAAACAAAAAAAAAAAAUCUCCAUUCCGGCCUGCCUCAGCCUCACCUCAUCUCAUCUCACCUCACCGGCCGAACCUGCAAACCCAGCAGCCCAGCCCGGCCGGCCUCCUCCCCAGCGCCCCCGCGCCCAGACGCCUGCGGCUCAGCACACCAGCCUCACCCCAGCAGCCCACUGCAGCCCCUGCUGCCUGCACUGCUUCCUGCGCGCUGCUGCCUCCCUGCCAGCACACCACAGCCUCCCUGCCACUGCGCUGCUCCUGCUGCACGUCCCUGCCAGCCUACCGCGACCCCGCAGCCCGCUCAGCAGCCCUGCAGUACGCUGCGACCCCGAGCACCGCUAAGCAGCCCCGCAACCCCGAGCACCAGUACGCUGCUUCCCUGCACCCAUACCACCAGCGAACUGCAGCAGCGACCCACUAGCAGCACCGCCUCCGAUUUGCACCACCAGCAGCAGCCCAGUCCGCCUGCAGCCUAGGAGGAAGAAGAACGAACGAAAGAAAGAAGAAGAAGACCGAAAAAAAAAAAUAAUAAAAAAAAGAGAAGGGCUGGGCCCGAAAAAAAAAAAAGAAAAAAAGGGAAAGGGUUGGGCCCGGAAAGAAAAAAAAAAGGAGAAAGAAGAAAAAAAAAAAGGGGAAGGGAGAAGGGCAGCCCACCAACUGCCAUUUCCGACCAGAUUCCAGCGAUCUUAUUUUAGCUACACGCCUGCAUCAACACGCGCGUGUCUUCAAGCCAAGAACAAUCACGAUGUCGAAUGAACCUAGACUCGACUUUCCCAUGCUUGACUCAACAGGCUCAGAUUACCACAGUUGGGUAACCGAUGUUGAGAACCAUCUCACUUCAAAGGGAAUAUUACCCAUAAUCCAGGCACCUAACCCGGAUCUUGUGUUCAUCAGAACAUCUGCAAAGAAUGCUCAAGCAGUUAUCUUGAUGCGACGUCAUAUGGACAAAGCACUCAGAUUGGAGUAUAUGUCGAUCAAGGAUGCAAGAGAGCUAUGGGUAGCGCUAGAAGAGCGUUUUGGCAAUGUCCAAGAUUCCCUCCUCCCUGACUUGAAAGUUCAAUGGAACAAUCUGCGCUUUGCUGACUUCAAGUCUGUUGCUGAAUAUAAUUCAGAGGCUCUUCGCUUACAAUCCAUGUUGCGAUUCUGUGGACAACCUGUCACAGAGCAAGAGCUAAUUGAGAAAACUCUCUCCACCUUCCCCGUCUCAGCCAUUGUGGUAUCAAAGCAAUACCGUACUGAGGUUAAUGCUGGACGGAUCACGAGGUUUCAUCAGCUUAUCAAUAUCAUAUCUGUAGCUGAGAAACAUGAUAACAUACUCGUGAGAAAUUAUAAUUCAAGGCCCAUUGGAACUAAGAGCGUUCAUGAGGCGAAUUAUAAUGCACCCAAAAGAGGGCGCAAGGAGCGAAACCCUAAUGAGGGACAUGAAGGACGUAUGGGUCCAUAUAACCGCCCUAAUAAGGAAGGAAACCGCAAGUUUGGUGCGGAUACACGUGGUGGCAAUGUCACACGUGGGGGAGAUGGUCGUGGUCGUGGUCAUGGUGGUUGCGCCAUGGCUCGUGGUGGAGGUACCAUGGGUCGUGGUGGUGGCACCAACCCUCCUAGGGAACGCCCACAACGUGCACAACGUGCACCUCAAUUAAAGGGAGGCAACCGCAAUGAUGAGUGUCAUCGAUGUGGAUCAAUUGAGCAUUGGUUCAAGCAAUGCAAGGCAAGUGAGGAACUAGCUGCAAGAUACAGGGUAUAUAGGGACCUGAGAGAGCAAGAAGUGUACCUUGCAGAAGAAGAAGAAGAUGGUGGAGAUGUCAAUCUCACCAUAGAGGACUUCAAAGCUGAAGAUGAAGUGCACAUGGAUGCAACAGACUUUGAUUAGAUUAGUCCUUUUUAUUUUUCCAAGAACUUUUGUAAUGGCAAUUUGCCUUAGUCAAUAAAUGACAAUUGUAUUAACUCUUUCUUAUGUGGCGGACCCAAUAAAAUGUGAUGUCUAGGAAAGUCAUUGAGAUUAUUGGUACUUAAGAGAGCCUCGCUCCACCAACAUCUCUCUCUACUUCCCUGGUCAUAUUUGAUUGGAGUUACCAAACGGAUAGAGUGACUACAAUGUGUCUUACUUUGAUUUUAUUUUGGAUUAGACUUUGGAAACUUUGAUGUAAUCAUUGGCUAUUAAUAAAGUGUCAAUUCUUUUA